Osmerus eperlanus (European smelt) is the source of this 2701-nucleotide messenger RNA. Its product is annotated as arrestin domain-containing protein 3-like. The transcript has 5 exons. Lineage: Eukaryota; Metazoa; Chordata; Actinopteri; Osmeriformes; Osmeridae. The record is from RefSeq and is a predicted model, not a curated record. Gene Ontology annotation, cellular component: plasma membrane; cytoplasm. Gene Ontology annotation, biological process: protein transport. The coding region runs from base 494 to 1576 and encodes 360 amino acids.
CAGAUCGGAACUAUAGGUUAUGCGAAGCCACAUAGGCUUUCAUGGAAAGUUUGGGUGUGUGCGAGUUGUUGUGACUGCCAAUACUCAACAUCGAGCCUCUGCUCAUUUUAAUACAAAACUAUCAAGUCAAAUAUGUAGCCUACUAUCGGAUGUACGUUAUUUACCUCGAUAGUGACCGGAAAAAGAAAACGGGUGUUAUCCGGCAAACGGAAAAUGCGAGGGGUCAUCAUCAUGCAGCAAGAAUCAGUAGGCCUAUUAGGCUAUUCGUCAACAAGAUAAGCUUGUUGGACUUGUUGGAAUUCUGUCUAUUACUUACUGUCAGGCAAAUCAUGCAACACCUGCCUGCAAUAUAUUUCCUCAUAACGUUUGUUUCACAGAGAAUGUGAUUCCCCGUGGAACUCAUGUCUUUCCGUUUAGCCUCCGAAUACCCAUGGGGUGAGUAGAAAAAAGCAUACCAUCAUCAUUCAGAGGUCGCCAUGGGAAAGUAGUACACAUGCUAGAAACUGUACUGAGCAGAAGUUGGAAGAUGGACUGCACAGAAACUCAGGAAUUAAACUUUGUCUCCAAGUCUAACAUGAAUUAUACUGGCCCACUCAUGUCUCCUCAGGUUCUUGCAAUAGAAAAGGACUUCACCUUCUCCUCAGGAAAAAUCAACAUGGACGUCCACGUCGAAAAGAUGGGUUUUACACUAGGUGAAGUGGUACAUGUCCGUGCCAACAUUGACAAUUCUUCUUCCAAAGAACUUACACCCAAAUUCAGCCUGACUCAGACAGUGGUGUUCAAGGCUCAAGGCUCCAGGAAUGUUAAUAAGAAUACAAUCUUUAAAGCUGUUGGGGACUGCAUCUCUGGAAACACCCAACAGACUGUUAAUGUGGCUUUGAAGAUUCCUGAUGACCAACCUCCGACCAUUCUAAAUUGUAGCAACAUCACAGUAGAGUACAAGCUAAAGGUGUAUUUGGAUAUCAGUUUUCACCGAGAUCCAGAGGUGAAGUUUCCCAUGGUUCUCAUACCUGUUGACUACCAAGCUAACAUGGGUGGAGCAAUGGGGCUCAACCCAUCUGGGGUCCCAAUCUACAGUGACUUCUCCACCCUUGCUCUAUUUGGACCACACACUCAACCACAACAAUCCCCUUACCCAUUGGCCCCCACAUCUCAUUCACCACGUAAAGUCAUUCAUCCACCCCCUGCCCCCAUGUAUAACCCUACCCCGUAUGCUCCAGUGUACAACCCUACCCCAACUGCCCCCAUGUUCAACCCUACCCCAACUGGCCCCAUGUUCAACCCUACCCCAACUGCCCCCAUGUUCAACCCUACCCCAACUGCCCCCAUGUUCAACCCUACCCCAACUGCCCCCAUGUUCAACCCUACCCCAACUGCCCCCAUGUUCAACCCUACCCCAACUGCCCCCAUGUUCAACCCUACCCCAACUGGCCCCAUGUUCAACCCUACCCCAACUGGCCCCAUGUACUCUUCCCCAUAUGAGGCUUCAAAUCUGGAGCUACCCCCUUCUUAUUCCUCCCUUUUCACUCCGUCUACACCUCAGUCAGAUCCCCCGAGCUACAGUGACGCCAAAUAGACUUCUGAACCACCUCAAAAAUGUCUCCAACACACACACACCUCAGUGUUGUGACUGUGUCAGUUUCAACAGAUGUCAUGAAGAAGUUACAUUCUAAGUAUGCCUUACUGACGAGCUUACCAUCUAACCCAUAGAGUCAAAUAACUGUAAUUCCAUUGGUAUUGGCAUCAUUUGGUUAAUGUUAACCCUUGUGCUGCCUUCGGGUCACAUGACCCAAAGGUUCAUAAUGAACCAUCAUUGUGUUUACCCAAUUUUACCCAAUACAAAAACAAAUAAAAAUAAUUUUCUUUUAACCUUUGCAAUGUGGGGGGUCUGAGACAGCCCAACGGUUAAAAGAAAAUGCUUCACUUUGUUUUUGUAUGCGGUAAAGUUGUCGCAAUACGACGGUGGGUCACAAUGACUGAUGGGUCAGAAUGACCCGAAGAUAACACAAGGGUUAAAACACUGUUUAGUUUCCCAUCUUCCUUUAAACAUCGGGGAAUAGUUUGGGUUGUUUGGCCAAUAUUAAAACCCCUACACUCAUUAGAAGUUACAUUCUAAAUAUGCCUUACUGAAGAGCUGGCCAGUAGAAUGUGCGGCAGCUUUGCAGUUUACUGGCUUCACUAGGUACUGUACAGUCUGUGUCAAAUGUAUAUGUUAACAAUACUAACAGGUAAAACAUUUCAAGAAAAAUUUACUAUUUGUUUUCCUAACAACUAACAUAAGUCUACCUUCGAUCUUAGUAAACAAAACAAACCAAAAAGGAUUUGUUGCACUGCAGUCAAACAAAAGCAAUUAAUGGGCUACAUUGUUAUUUUCACUGAAAUGUGCCUUAACUGUUCAACAAAUCUGACAUGGUAGUGUAGCAUGGAAGGAGACAUGACCGAUGAUGUGCAAAUGUUCAAUAUCACCCAGGGGAUCAUGUUGCAUGUGCGUUUGUAUGUAAAUACAAUUUUUCAAUGCAAAGAGAAAGGUAGCUGAUAAAUAUCAGUCCCCACCAACACCGUGUGAUGUUUCAUUUCAGCUACCAAAAGAACAUCUGUGGGCUUUUGUGUGGUCAUUUGUGACCUUGUUUGUAAAAACGUCUGUCCAAAUACAUUGUUUUGAUCAUUGUUAUCUUUAUUACAAUAAAAUAAAGCAACGUAG